AAUAUAAGGCACUUGUAAACUUAGUCGCCAUUUUGCGCAAAUUUUUACGCGAUUUUUGUUUAUAAACACAAGAAAUAAUACACAAAAACAAAGCGUUUGGAACCUUUGAAGACCAAUCAUGGCGUCCCUACCGCCGAAGAGGAAAGAAAUCUACAAAUAUGAGGCACCUUGGACGUUGUAUAGUAUGAAUUGGAGCGUCAGACCGGACAAAAGAUUCCGGUUGGCUGUGGGCAGUUUUGUGGAAGAGUACAAUAACAAGGUUCAGAUAGUGUCGUUGAAUGAAGAGACGUCAGAAUUUGAGGCUCGGAGCACCUUCGACCAUCCAUACCCGACCACCAAGAUCAUGUGGAUCCCAGAUAGUAAAGGAGUAUUUCAGGAUCUAGUGGCAACGAGUGGUGAUUACCUGAGGGUAUGGAGAGUGAGUGAUACAGACACAAGGUUGGAAUGCCUCCUCAAUAACAACAAGAACUCAGAUUUCUGCGCCCCGUUGACGUCCUUCGACUGGAACGAGGUGGACCCUAACAUAUUGGGAACAUCAAGUAUCGACACAACAUGUACAAUCUGGGGCCUUGAGACGGGCCAGAUGCUAGGGAGGGUUAACAUGGUCACGGGCCACGUCAAGACACAACUCAUUGCUCAUGAUAAGGAGGUUUACGACAUAGCCUUCAGCCGUGCAGGCGGCGGUAGAGACAUGUUUGCUUCAGUCGGUGCCGACGGCUCGGUCAGGAUGUUUGACCUUCGACAUCUGGAGCACUCCACGAUCAUCUACGAGGAUCCUCAGCAUCAUCCGUUACUAAGGCUGGCCUGGAAUAAACAGGAUCCAAACUAUCUUUCCACAAUGGCCAUGGAUUCAUUUGAGGUGAUCAUACUGGACGUUAGGGUAGCCUGUACUCCAGUUGCAAGACUCAACAACCACAGAGCCUGCGUCAAUGGCAUAGCCUGGGCUCCACACUCAUCUUGCCACAUCUGCACUGCAGCCGACGACCACCAAGCCCUGAUUUGGGAUAUCCAGCAGAUGCCUCGUGCAAUCGAAGACCCCAUCCUCGCAUACACCGCUGACGGCGAGAUCAACCACAUCCAAUGGGCAUCCACGCAACCUGACUGGAUUGCUAUCUGCUAUAAUAACUGCUUAGAAAUACUCAGGGUCUGAAAUAAGUAGCUGAUCAACUAAUGCUAAGGUGUGGAUCAACUACCCCAGAUUGGUUGACGUCAACUACAAGUUUGAUUUGCUUCUAAACGGACCGCAUUGCAAAUUAACAAGAUUGCUAGCUGAUAUUACAACUACUCAAUGUCAGAAUCAAGUAGCUUGUCAACUAAUGUUGGGUGUGGACCAACUACUUGGGAUGGUUGAUAUCCACUACAUUUAGUACCCUAUGGAAUUGUAUCUGCGUGGACUGGAUUGCAAUCAUGACAUCAAUUUGUAGUACUACUUUGUGAUAAGGGUCUUAACCAACUGUCAUUCACCUAAUAGCAUUAGUGUGGAUCAACUAACUGAAGUUUGUGGAAAUCAACUGCAUGUGUGUGUACCUGUACAUUUUCUUCCAUUGAAUUGCAUCCACCUGCACUGGAUCACAGUAGUUGAACAAGAAUGCUGUCAACUAGUUCUAGUGGAUGAACACAGUGGUAAAUCAACUACACAUACUUACUGCGGCCAAGUUUGCAAUUAGGACUUGAUAUCGUUGAGCAUAGUUCGACCAAGUUAGCAUGCGCUGUGUUUAGUUGACGAUAUUUGAAAUAAUCUAUUGGACUUUUCGGAACCAGCCAAUUGGCCAUGGUCGCAUCGCUGGUUAUCAAUAGCUAUUUUCAUAGCACAGUGCAGAGUGGACCAGUUAAAAGAAAAUUAUAAUGUAAGCUGAGAUGGCAUGACUCGAGCCUAUUGCAUUAUAACUUCGGUGUGCAUGUCUUUUGUACGUCAGUAUUAAAACAAACAGUUAACCAUUUAUUGUUCUUGCAUGAACAUGGCCAGGAUUGACCCCUUUCGGCCGACCUAAAUAAACCUUUCUUGACUGGUUUGUCUGGCCCCCUAAUUCUUGCAACUACUAUAAUGAAGUCAUAACUCGCAUAGGCCCUUUUCCAAACCACUGCCUCUGCUUUGGAUUCCGCUCAGACUAGCUUGGCCUGCGGUUGUUUUGACAUAUGCGCGUGCUUUGCGUACGCCCUCCGGGCUUCAGACACGAGGAUAGAGCUUAAAGCCAAAUCCAAAGCAGAAGCCGUGGUUUCGACAAGGGCAAUAGACCUUAUGCAUUGGCCAAUGAACAACCUCCUUUUGACCUCAAGGCGUGGGUGCCGUACUGAAAUGACGUCAUGUGCAUAAGGUCUAUAGAAAAGUACAGCGACUGCCGACAGACUGUUUUUUGUUAGCUUCCAGUCUUGGUUUGGUUGUAUGCAUUUGAUUGGAAGGUAAACAAGAAAGCUGCACCAUGAUAAUAAGCAGCCAACCUGCGUGUGGUAACGGGACAUGUUUCCGUCUUAUUUAGAAAUAGAAAACUCGAGGCAACUCAUUUAUGGCAUCACAUGAAACAUGCAUUAAAAACAAUCCAGGAUGAACUUA
This is a messenger RNA of Asterias rubens (European starfish), 2551 nucleotides long. Its product is annotated as DDB1- and CUL4-associated factor 7. The record is from RefSeq and is a predicted model, not a curated record. Lineage: Eukaryota; Metazoa; Echinodermata; Asteroidea; Forcipulatida; Asteriidae. Bases 119 to 1150 code for a protein of 343 amino acids. Gene Ontology annotation, molecular function: protein binding. Gene Ontology annotation, cellular component: nucleus. The transcript has 7 exons.